AUGGCACGAAGGUGCAAUACAAAAAAGUCAUGCCAAAAUUCCGUUGAGUUGAAAGAUAUCAAAUGUAAAUUUGGUGCAUUAUUAUCCUUAUCAAAAUUUUUCAGUCAUGUUUUGCAUUCUCCGAAUGAUGAAAACAAUGACGAACAACAACAGAAAUGGCAUUUAGUGAUAAAGAAUGAAGAAAUUCUACUCAACUUACUAACAACAACAAAAAAUAGAUUAGAUCUGCAAUUUGUUAUACCGUUGAGUCAAUUGCAUCGAGAAAUAUUGAUUAGUGAAUCCGAUGAUUCUAAAAAUAUUAUUCUUAGUUGUCAUGUGUCAAUCGAAGUACGAAAUCAUCCCAAAAAUGACUGUGGAAGACUUUUUGGCGAUAAUGACUUAAGCUGUCGAUUGGGACGAUGUAAUGAUCUUCUGAUUACAUUUGGAAAUAAAAAUGAUGCUGACAAAUUUUUAAAUUAUUUAAAAUCUGCAUUGAAGGAAUGUUCCUUCUGUUCAUCAGAAGUUUUAGUUGAACCGGCAAAUCAUUUACAUGAACGUGAAACAAGACAAACACCAUUUUCUAUUGCUAAUUCAAUAAACCACUAUCUUUAUCCAUAUAAAUCAUACAAAUCAUUAUAUUCUAUGUACAUGUUAAAUUCAUUAGGUUACGUAUUCGAAGAUAAAUAUCGUACAAUAAAAGAAUUACGUCGAACAAUGAAACAUUUAGCUGAACAAUGUGAUAAAACAUUUUAUGAAUUGGCUGUUAUUGCUUAUAAAUGUUUAAAAAACAAUCAUUGUCUGGAUUUAACUGAAAUAUUUGAUGAAAAUAAAUUUCAAGAGAUGAAACAACGAGAGCGAACAACUGAAGGCUAUAAGGUAGCACGAGUCAUCGUUACACCAAUGCGUAUUAUAGUCGAGCCAAUGGAAACAGUCAUCGGACAUCGCCUCUUACGUCGCGAAGAUUUAGGUGAUAAAGAAAAAUUUUUACUUGUUUAUUUUAAAGACGAAUACGGAAAAUAUUUAAGUGACAGUUCAAAUUUAUUAUCAUAUUACGAAAAUAGUAUAUUGAAAAGAGGUAUUGAUUUAUGUCAGAAAAAAUAUUUUUUAUUUGGAGCAAAUAAUAGUCAAAUCAAAGAAAAAUCCUAUUGGUUUUAUCAAUGUGAAUCCAACGAAAAAAUAAUAGCAAUACAACAACAAUUAGGUCACUUUGAGAAAAUAAAGAAUUUAGCAACAUAUAUUUCAAGAGUUGGACAAUGGUUUACGAAAACAAAACCAACAGGAAAAUUACAAAAAAUAGCUGGCAAUAGUUUGUGCGAAGUUCAGGACGAGAAAUAA
Messenger RNA from Didymodactylos carnosus, 1314 nucleotides. Lineage: Eukaryota; Metazoa; Rotifera; Eurotatoria; Philodinida; Philodinidae. The record is from the annotation of a GenBank genome assembly.